AUGAAGACAUACUGGAGCUUGAGUUGUGGAGUUUGGUUUCUUUGUUUCAUUUUGUGCUCUGGCCAAAAUGUAACCCACACCAACGACAGCCAAGAAGCCAUCAAAGUAAAGGUUCUGCUGCAGGCAUCUUCUUCGAGUCCAGCUAGUUCCACUACCACAACAACGGAAAAGUCAAAGGUCAGCCCCACAGCCAAGACCUUUAAGCAGGGCCAGGAAAUUGAGGAAGAGGACUACAACUUCCACACCGAUCGCCUGCCCGAGUUAAGCGAAGAUGAGUUCAACAACUUGAGCGAGGAUGCUAAUCCUUUGCACUUCCUCAAGCAACUACCUAUGCAGACAGAGAACCAACAGCCCAAGCCAGAAGCUCAGGCUCAGCCUAAGCCAGACACCCCAGCCCCUGUGAUCCCAUCACAGCCAAGUGGCUCACCUAUUUACAUCACAAUUCCCAUUUACAUCAGCACGGCGGGCAAACUGCCCCUCACCCUGACCAUUGGCGAUCAGGAGCUGUCCUUGAACAAGAUACGAAAAAAGGGAAACUCGGCUCUGGGCAGGAAACCCCCAUCCACCAAGGCUCCUAAUUCCCACUACAACCGGCUGCUUGAAACGCCCAAGAGGCGCACCACAAACCGCCAUCGCAGUCAACUCAAGAGCCACAUUUAUGCCAUCAAGGAUCGCCAGGACUCUAUGUUCAAGCCGAAACAAUGA
Molecule: messenger RNA, 705 nt
Organism: Drosophila bipectinata
Lineage: Eukaryota; Metazoa; Arthropoda; Insecta; Diptera; Drosophilidae
Source: RefSeq, a predicted model, not a curated record